This is a messenger RNA of Exophiala mesophila, 3624 nucleotides long. RefSeq lists its product as uncharacterized. The coding region runs from base 1 to 3624 and encodes 1207 amino acids. The record is from RefSeq and is a predicted model, not a curated record. Lineage: Eukaryota; Fungi; Ascomycota; Eurotiomycetes; Chaetothyriales; Herpotrichiellaceae. The transcript is spliced from 5 exons.
AUGGAAUGCCGAUUCCGCAGUGGCAAAUCAGGUAUUCAAUCCCACAAGUGUGCUGAAUGGUACGAGACUUGGAUUGAACAGCAAUCUACCUCUAGCACCGUUGAGGCUUUCUGUUCGAGCGCAGGGACAAUCUCCAAGGCUGGUAUCUACACCUGGACUUUUCCUCAACUUGCCCCCGCCAUCACUACUACUGCCACAACUACUGUUACUGUGACUGCCCAUGGCCAGCCUUCGAUCUCUGUCAGGCCAUUGGUGCAAGUUAUCCCGGGACAGCCAUGGAAUGCCUAUGUUACAAAAUCUUUCUCCAAACCGACCAGCUUUCACUUCGAAGUCCGCAUUACCAAGGUUAUCAACAUACAUGUCCCUUAUGUCACUCGAUCUACCGAUCCCCCUCGUAGAGUUGCAGUCCCAACACAGGUCGGUGGCAGUCACCACAAUGAAGGAAGUGCCUGGUGGCCUAUUCCUGGAGGAGAUGCGAGCUGGUUCCAACCUAGCAAUGAUGGCCAAGCCUGGCGAGACUGGAUUCCAACAGCCUCGUCAGGAAGCUCUUCGACCAGUGGCCGAACCCAGACAAGCACAACAAGAUCUACAACAUCUCCAGGAACGAGCAGCCAGACUAAUGCGUCCACAACAUCUCUAUCUACCAGCGCCACCACUAGCACUUCAUCUUCUGAAAGCACCGCGACUAGCACUUCAUCAUCUGGAAGCACCGCGACUAGCACUUCAUCAUCUGGAAGCACCGCGACUACCAGUUCGUCCUCCUCGUCCUCUAGCACCAUCACAUCGACCGGCACCACCUCUACUACUGUCAUCACUCCCACUGGAUCAGGUUUCUACCUCCAAAUCAGCGGAACCCCUGUGACAGCCUCUCUCCGAGCUAGAGAGACCGUUGUAGGGUAUCUAGGGUUUGACUCUUCCAACAAUGGUAUCGUGGUCGACGACCUAUCCUUGGCAGCCUUGGUGUUUAGAGGCAACGACGGCACGACCUUCUUCUCAAACGGCCGAUUCCUUGGAACUGCCAGUCGCAUCACAUCUUUAGUCCAGCGCUUCUUGGAUUUUCCCACUGGGUUUGCCGUCUGGGACGUUGUGGGUAUAUUCGCACAGUUAAGAGAUACAGCAGGAUUUUGCUUUAACAAUGGUUUCGUUUAUGCUUAUCUUACGUCAGAUCUAUGUGAAAAUCCGGUUGUCAUUAUUCCGACGAACCCAGCUACAAGCACAACUAUUACAUCUUCUGGUACGUCCAGUGGUACUUCCACUGGUACUUCCACUGGUACUUCGACUGGCGCUUCUACUGGUACUUCAACAGGCGCCUCCACUAGUACUUCUAUCUCGACUGGCGCUUCUACUGGUACUUCCACUGGCGCUUCCACUGGCGCUUCCACUGGUACUUCCACUGUUUCCACUAGUAUAUCGACCGGCACUUCCACUGGCACUUCCACUGUUUCCACUGGUACAUCGACCGAAUCUUUAACUGGCACUUCUACUGACCCAGCUACAAGCACAACUAUUACAUCUUCUGGUACGUCCAGUGGUACUUCCACUGGUACUUCCACUGGUACUUCGACUGGCGCUUCUACUGGUACUUCAACAGGCGCCUCCACUAGUACUUCUAUCUCGACUGGCGCUUCUACUGGUACUUCCACUGGCGCUUCCACUGGCGCUUCCACUGGUACUUCCACUGUUUCCACUAGUAUAUCGACCGGCACUUCCACUGGCACUUCCACUGUUUCCACUGGUACAUCGACCGAAUCUUCAACUGGCACUUCUACUGGCACAUCCACUAGCACAUCCACUGGCACUUCUACUGGCACUUCUACUGGCACUUCCACUGGCACUUCCACUAUUUCCACUGGUACAUCGACCGGCACUUCCACUAGUGUAUCGACUGGGGUAUCGACUGGGGUAUCGACCAGCACUUCCACUGGUGUAUCGACUGAAACUUCAACUGGUUCUUCUACUGGAUUGUCAACUGAAACUUCAACUAGCACUUCUAUAUCGACUGGCACUUCGACUGGUGUAACGACUGGCACUUCUGCAUCGACUGACACAUCGACUAGUACCCUGUCUACCACGGCUACAAUCUCUCAGACGACAACUAGCGCACCAAGUACCACCACUUCGUCCUCACCAAUCUGUAACUUGAACAUCAACGUCUGUCUGGACUCCCCAUUGAUCACGGCAAAUUCAGUCGCUACCUAUAAUUGUCCGCUCCUCUUUGGCGUUCUAUGCACUUUGAACGACCUCCUAUCUGCUAUACCUCAAUUUUUAGGACUGAACCCGAACGUCCUUUCUAUCCUCGUUGGUAAUAAUCAAGUCAUUGGUUUAAGCCUCACGCCUGAACAGGUAUCAGCCGCAGUGGACCUAGGAGAAUUGGACAAUCCGGUAUGCGACCUCUUAGGAGGCCCAAUCAGUGUUGUGCUUCUGGACCCAACGUGCCCUAACCCUCCUACGACAACGAGCUCUUCGAGCAUCACAACCCUGGCGACGUUGUCUACCUUAUCAUCUACAAGUACCCCACAGCCGACAACAACUACACUGGCGACAACCACCACGGUUCCUACAACCCUGUCCACUACUACCACAACACCAGAGCCACCAACAACUACACUGGCGACAACCACCACGGUUCCUACAACCCUGUCUACUACCACAACAACCACGUCAGCUGCUGCAACAAGCACCACUGCAGCUUCUCAGUGUAAUGCGCAGGUGCAAUUCUGUGAGGCUCUGGUAUCAGCCGCAGUGGACCUAGGAGAAUUGGACAAUCCGGUAUGCGACCUCUUAGGAGGCCCAAUCAGUGUUGUGCUUCUGGACCCAACGUGCCCUAACCCUCCUACGACAACGAGCUCUUCGAGCAUCACAACCCUGGCGACGUUGUCUACCUUAUCAUCUACAAGUACCCCACAGCCGACAACAACUACACUGGCGACAACCACCACGGUUCCUACAACCCUGUCCACUACUACUACAACACCAGAGCCACCAACAACUACACUGGCGACAACCACCACGGUUCCUACAACCCUGUCUACUACCACAACAACCACGUCAGCUGCUGCAACAAGCACCACUGCAGCUUCUCAGUGUAAUGCGCAGGUGCAAUUCUGUGAGGCUCUGGUACUUCCAUGGAUUGUGAAUCUCCAGGCCUGCCCCAAUGUCCUUGGAUGUUCCAACGCCCAAAUGCAAGCUUUCGCUAACUCAUUUAUCGGGCAACCGGGUGUCCAGUCGGUCGCGUAUGCCAACAACAUCGCCUACGGUUUCAGUCUGACAACUUCUGAAUUGCAACAACAGCUCGGCCUCCUUGGACCUAUCAACUCGCUCUGCACCAUAGUCAAUAUUUUUACAUUGGAGAUCUCAGACGCCACUUGCCCUGCCACAGCUCUGCCACCGCGACAAUGCAACGUGGAUGUUUCCUUUUGCCUGUUACAGUCUCUCGGAUCGGCAGGAAUCACAUCCGGCACCUGCACUAAUGGUUCGGCCUGCCUGGCGUAUGGAAACAACUUGCUUGUACCGCUUACUGCAACUCAAUCCGUGGCGCAAAUUCAGGAAACAAUCGCUACAUAUGCUUUGAGCAAUGUUUGCCUGCCAGGAACCACAGUCACUCUGAAUGACUCAUCAUGCUAA